CUGGGGGCUUGGGAAUUGAUUGACCACAAAAUCUUAACCAAAAGGAGCAUAAAGUUUACGACCAAAAACUAUCUCACACACCCGGGGACCGGAAUCACCAAAAAUAAGACAGCGUGUAGAGUGACGGAAGAGCCGUGUCUCACUUUUUGGCGAGUGUGCGUCUUGUAUCUUGUGUCGGUGAGGGGCAGUUCAGGUUCAAUGCUGCAAAUUAAACGCUGCGUUGUUGUUGCUGCCCCUGCUGCUGGUGCUGGUGCUGGUGCCGGUGCAGGUCCCAGCCCCGAACAGAUUGGCGUGCCAAAAUGCUAUAAAUGCGCCGCCGCUCCAGUUCAGUCACAUUCAUUCUCGUGGCGAGUUCACAGUGACAACAAGUCAGCCCAGCCCAGCCCAGUCCCAAACCAUCCCAAAAUGAACAAAUUCAUCGUCCUUGCCGUCGCCGCCCUGGCCGUUGCCUGUGUCCAGGCCCGUCCUGACGCCUUCGACGCCGCCGCCGAGACGAGGGAGUACAAGAGCGACCUGAAGGAGGACGGCAGCUACCAGUACCAGUACCAGACCUCCAACGGCAUUGCCGGCCAGGAAGCGGGCGUGGGCGGCUACUACGCCAGCGGCUCCAACGCUUACUACGCCCCCGACGGCCAGCUCAUCCAGCUGACCUACACAGCCGACGCGACCGGCUUCCACCCCGCCGGCGCCCACCUGCCCACACCUCCUCCCAUCCCAGCGGCCAUCCUCAAGUCCCUCGAGUACAUCCGCACCCACCCGCACCAGGAGACGCGCCAGGGUCAGGGACGAUUCUAAGCGACUGUUGGGGUUAAACCAUGUUCCACGUUAUCCGAGUUAGGCUUAAGUCAUAUCAAAUAAAGUAAACAUCGAUUGGGGCUGUUGAAACACUCCCGAAAAUUAAAAA
Molecule: messenger RNA, 904 nt
Organism: Drosophila ananassae
Lineage: Eukaryota; Metazoa; Arthropoda; Insecta; Diptera; Drosophilidae
Gene: Cpr65Ec
Product: pupal cuticle protein Edg-78E
Exons: 2
Coding region: 199-795 (198 amino acids)
Cellular component (GO): chitin-based extracellular matrix
Molecular function (GO): structural constituent of chitin-based larval cuticle
Source: RefSeq, a predicted model, not a curated record